This is a messenger RNA of Scatophagus argus, 3601 nucleotides long. RefSeq names its product EMILIN-3-like. The transcript is spliced from 4 exons. Lineage: Eukaryota; Metazoa; Chordata; Actinopteri; Scatophagidae. The record is from RefSeq and is a predicted model, not a curated record. The coding region runs from base 295 to 3069 and encodes 924 amino acids. Gene Ontology annotation, cellular component: extracellular matrix. Gene Ontology annotation, molecular function: protein binding.
UCCAGCUCAGUCCACCACACCCAUAGUCGGCAUUCGAGUCAAGACUCACAAGGUGUCAUUCGGCUUCAUAGCACAUCCAGAAAAGGUUGUACGACAGGGACUGAAGUCUUUUUUUCUUUUUUAGCCUUUUUUGUGCUUUGAGAUAUCAAAGGCUUUUCAAAACUUUAAAUAUCAGUUGAAUGGUGAGGAAUAUUUAGGGUGUAACUUACCCUUGAUGGAUUAAUACUUUUUCCCUCUGUGAGAUCACCUUCAUCUCUGUUUGAAGACUCCUUUUUACCUAGCUUUCAAGUUUUAAUGCGUGGAUAUUCAAGGAUGUAUUUUGUGAAGACUGUGAGUCCUUUUGUGAUCGUGACUCUAUUUCUGUCGCUGGUUGAAACCAAGUUCUACAGACCAUUCCAGUUUAACCAGUAUAAAUCUGGACUCAGUCAACACCAUGUCCAAGGGAAACCCACCAGCAGACACAAGAACCACUGUGCCUAUGUGGUUGAAAAGACAGUGACCUUCACCGUUCAGGAUGGGGCUGCCCCAUAUGUAAAAGCUGAGUACAACAAGUGUUCCUGGGGUCAGAAAUGUCCAACUCUCCUAUAUCGUCUGCUGUACAAACCACUCUACAAGGUGGCACAUAAAACCGUUACAGAGCUUGAGUGGAGAUGUUGUCCUGGCUACUCUGGUUAUGGCUGUAUGGAAGGACAUCCGGUUUACCAACACCCCAUGAAAAUGAUGCCGCCUUUCAAGGGCCCACCAAUGAAAGGCCCACAGUUUAAGGGCCCACAGUACAAAGGUCCCAUGUUCAAGGGUCCAAUGUUCAAGGGCCCACCUAUUAAUGCUGCUGUGAAGGCCAACCCAUGGAAUCAACCCAAAGGACCUCCCACCAGUGAUUUUAACUCUUACCCAAUGCGUCACUUUGGGCCUCCCAGGUCCUCCACCUACCCAGACACCUCCUUCGAGCCUUAUCCAUCUGAGCCAGAGCCAGUUCUAGAGCACCAGGAACCACAUCACACAGAGCAUGACCAAGAGCAUGAGCAUGAACAUGAGCAUGCCCCAGAACCUGAGCAAAAUAUACCAGAGGAAAUGCCUCUGCCUCCCUCUGGUGGUGAGCAGCCUGAGGGACAGGCUCUCGACCAUGAGACAGAGGAACGAAUAUAUCGAAUGGAGGAGGAUGUACAACGUCUAAACCAGGGUCUGGAGACCCUGAGAGGAACUGUGAAUGGACUGGAAGAUAGUCUACGAGCCUCACUGAGGGAGGAUGCCAAUAGGAUGCUGUCAGCUCUGCUCUCUGCUGUCCCGGGUCCUGUUCCCGCUCCAGCUGUGGCCUCUAGUCCAUCCACUGUAGGGUUUGUAGAGAUUCCUGGCGGAGAUCCUGACACGGAGGGUCUAGAUGGCAAACAUGUGUUUCCAGGCCUUACAGAACUGAAUGGAAGGGUAGAGGAGCUCAGAGCAGAGCUGCAAACCAAGUCAGCAGAGCUGCAGGAACUUAAAGCAACAGUCCUGGGACAUGAUGGAGCACUGAAGAAGAUGUCAAAUAGAGUGGGAGAGGUAUCAGACUCCACCGGCAAUUCUGAGGACAAUACCCAGAGCGCAGUGGAGAAGUUGAUGGAUGCCAAACUGAGCGCAGCCAGGACGGAAAUUCUUGGGGGAUUUGAGCAGCGUGUGGAGGGCGCAGAAGGCCGAUGUGAGGAGAAAGUUGGGGAUGUGCAUCGUCAGUGCCAGAAGGAGCAAUCUGAGAGGCAGGAGCAGAUGGAAGGUGCUCUGACAGAAAGUACCACAGACUUGAGAACAGAGGUGAGAAACCUUCAGACACAGAUUUAUGGUUUAAAGGCUACAGAAAGCUGCUGUGGUAGAAUGAGUGGACUGAUUGAAAGGGUGCAGCUGCUGGAAACAUCAGUGGCAGGCCUAAACCAGUCGCAGGGACACCUGAGAGUGGAGCUGGGUGGACACAAGGACCACAUUGAGGGAAUGCUGGAGGGGCGUCUGGGGUAUGUAGAGGCCAAGCUCAACCUAACUGGGCAGAUUAAAAGUGAUGAGUCUGGAAGACAAAGAGGUAUCCCAGACACUGCUGAGACAGGACAGGGCCUGGAGACCAGGAUGGAGGGUAAGUUGAGGGCUCUGGAAGGACGUUUACUGACAGCUUUGGAGGAGCUGGGUAAUGCCACUGCCCCCGCACUGCUGGAGGGUCAUGCUGUUCCCACUCUGGAGACAGAGCUGGAGUCCCUCAGAGGGAGACUAGCGGUGGAUGUGGACAGAGUGCAGAAGCAGCUGAGCAGUCUUGAAACUCUUUGCUCCUCUACUUGUUCCUCACCUAAAAACCCACCUGCCAUCCAGGGAGACUCUGCUGCACCAACAGCUAACCUGGCAGAGGAACACAAAGUGAAGGAGGUACUGGAUAUGCAGGACGACCGUCUGAAUAGCCUAAAUGUCACACUGCAGCACAUAUUGAGGGGUCUGACCAUCAAGGACCAGCAGGAACAAGCAAAGGGAGAUUAUCCCAUCCAGGGAGAGCUCACGAUACUCAAAUUCAAUGUCCGCUCAGUCAACCACACCCUGAGAGACCUGCAGGAGUCCCUGGGGACAGUGGUCCACCAGGUGGGUCAGGCCAACAGCACCUGGCACGAGAGAGAGGCUCGUCUGGCCCAGCAAAUAAAAGGUGUCGUCCAGCUGGUUGGACAUCAGGCUUCCAUGCUCGGAGCAGGUGAGCGCAGACUGACCCGACUUAAGGGUGAGCUACAGGACAUGCGGAGACGGCUAGCUCAGGAGGUCCAGGGCUGUCGGAGCACAGCUAUAGGGGUCCAGAAAGAAGUAACUGAGGUUGAAGGCCGUGUUGCCAGCGUGGAGGACCAGUGUAAGGGCUUGAAUUACUUGGCAGAGGACCUAGAGAGAAUCAGAGAGGAGCUGGAGGGACAAUCAAACGGGCUUCUCCUGCAAGUCAAUGGGACUCUCUCCAGCCAUGCUCAGCAGCUGUCUGAGCUGAGAGGCGAACUCAGAAACUGCACCUCAAAAGAAAAGCCAACACAACAGAGCUUAGAGCUCGAGGCAGAGCUGAGACGAGGGGACACUUUCACUUUGAAUUAGUCCAGUUUAUUUGGACUAAAGAUUUUAAACAUGAAUGAAAAAGAAUAUUCUGCAGGUGCAGUGGGGCUCCACUAAAACCCCGUCUUAGUGUUUGAAUUGUAAAAUAUGAAGGUUUUGAACCUGCACUGAAAUAAGGAUGGUUUUAUUUAGCUUACAGCAUAAAAUGAAAAAUGGCAGCUAAUUCCAACUACACUAAUAACCCAGAAUCCCGAAACUGAAUCAUGAAGGUGCAAAGAUGAACUGUUUGUUGUAAUGGACCAUUACAACAGCCAUGUGAUUAACAGCAGCAGACUGCACCUGUGUCGCUGUACUGUUUCUGUAAAACUUAUAAAAGUUAACAAUGUUUACAUGUCUAAGGUUUUGUAUUGACUUUUUUUUUAUGUUUAGACUAGAAGUACAUGGGAUAUUAUGUUUUUAUAUGGUUUCAUUGUUCGAGCUUUAGUUUCUAUCCUAAUUGUAAUAAUGCAUUAAUUGUUAGCAUUUUGUGCCACAUCCAGUUUAAUUUCAGGAUUUUUCAGUAUUGACAAUCCAA